CACACAGCACCGACAAACCAAAGCAAAAGAAUAUUUGGAACUCAAACUCAGUCGUUUUGAUCGGUGGAAGAAGGAUAUGGUGUGCUAGAAGCCCUCUCAACUUGAUCCCGAUCUUGAUCAUCAUCACUUGAUGGACGGUCCCGAUGAGGAUGCUGCUGUUCCCCCGUCUUCUGAGGUAUCAUGCUCCAUUUGCCUCGAUUUGGUCUCCGAUACCGGAGGCAGAUCCUGGGCUAAGCUUCACUGUGGUCAUCAAUUCCAUCUAGAUUGCAUUGGUUCAGCAUUUAAUAUGAAGGGGGCUAUGCAAUGCCCAAAUUGCCGGAAGGUUGAAAAAGGUCAGUGGCUGUAUGCAAGGGGAUCCACCCAAUCACUUCCUGAGCUAACCAUGGAGGAGUGGAGUGUUGAGGAGGAGUAUUAUGAUCCUGUUUAUUCUGAAAUGCAGCAGUUUAGAGCUCAAUGGUGUCCAUUUGGCGAAUUCACAGGAGUUGGAUCAUCAUAUGAGGAAGUCGAAUCUCCAUCAACUACAUCUCCGAGAUCUUCUAAUGGUGAGCUUGAUGCUGCGACUAGACCCAGCUCUUUUCGACAUCCUUCUCCAUUUGAGCAUGGUUCUAGAGGCGGGAGUUCGGUUGUCUCUUCAGUUUUUCAUCGUCAUCCAGGCAGUGGUGCUCAUAUCCAUGAAGGAAUCUGGCCAUCUCUUGCCUAUCAUAGACAACAACAUCGUUUCCAUCAACAGCACUUCAACCAACCUGGAGUGCCUGCUCCCGUAGUUCCUGGUAUAAGAGGUAUGAACCCAAUGACCCUAGCAGUCCCACAACCUGAUCAAACUGAGGGCUACUAUGUCUAUCCUCGAUCGAGUUCAUCAGGACAGAACCCACAGGAAGCAGAAAGCUCAUACCCAAAUAAUUACCAUGCUUUGGAAAGAGAGCGUUUGCCUCAUUUCGGAACUGUUACAAGAGUAAGCGGUUGGGGAGGAUAUUUUCCUACAUCUAGCUCUGGUUCUGGCAACCGGUCUGUGACCGACCUUUAGAUUGGUUGGAAACGCUUAUCAAUUGGUUGUUUUCAAACGAUUGACUGGCAUGAAAAGUAAACUACAAGAAACUAUGGUAGAAUUUGGCCGUGAGCCACGCCUUCCAUGUGGUAUUUCAACUGAAGCUUUUAAUUCAUUUUCUGCUUAGGUACUGAUGUAACGAUCUACCUCUUCCCUAUGUUGUUUACUCGGUGGAUGAGAAAGAAGAUCUUACAAUGCACAUCGGAUGUUAGAAAAUAGUGUAAAUCAUGUAUCUAGCCACUCAACUAUUUUUGUGGUUUCGGUGUGGUCA
Hibiscus syriacus is the source of this 1316-nucleotide messenger RNA. Its product is annotated as E3 ubiquitin-protein ligase RFI2-like. The transcript is spliced from 6 exons. NCBI's taxonomy places the organism in Eukaryota, Viridiplantae, Streptophyta, Magnoliopsida, Malvales, Malvaceae. The record is from RefSeq and is a predicted model, not a curated record. The coding region runs from base 131 to 1024 and encodes 297 amino acids. Gene Ontology annotation, molecular function: ubiquitin-protein transferase activity.